This is a messenger RNA of Lindgomyces ingoldianus, 2004 nucleotides long. RefSeq lists its product as uncharacterized. Gene Ontology annotation, molecular function: protein binding. The record is from RefSeq and is a predicted model, not a curated record. The transcript is spliced from 6 exons. The coding region runs from base 1 to 2004 and encodes 667 amino acids. NCBI's taxonomy places the organism in Eukaryota, Fungi, Ascomycota, Dothideomycetes, Pleosporales, Lindgomycetaceae.
AUGGCCGACCAAACAUCCACGGUCUCCACGGGCGCGAAUGCGUUCGGGACGAUCUCCAACAAUCACGGGGCAGUUAUAGGCAGCGCGUCAGGCACUGCGCACGUAAUCGGCACGCAGACAAGUUACAGUAACUACUACUACUACCACCCUGUGCGGCCGGAGACCCCUCCGAGCCCUUCGUGCUCCAUUCCCUUCCGGCGUGACCUAGACUUCGUCGACCGCAAAACGCUGCUCGAUCAGAUACUAGAGAAAUACUCGGCGGCACCAGCAGCUUGGAUAGCGCUGGUGGGCCUUGGAGGUGUGGGGAAGUCGCAGCUUGCUAUCGAGCACUGCUAUCGCACCGCUGAACGAUCGCCGGAGACGUGGGUUUUCUGGGCGCACGCUAGCAACGCCGCCCGCCUCGAGCAGAGCUACCAAGACAUUGCCGACCGAGUUAAGCUCGCCGACCGGAAAGACCCACAAGCAAACGUCUUCAAGCUUGUAUAUGACUGGAUGCGGGACAACAGGAAUGGAAAAUGGAUUCUUGUCCUUGACAAUGUCGACGAUGCUAGCUUUCUACUAGAGGCUCCAAGCGCCAGUUGCGUUGGGCAAACCAAUAGCUUAGAGGGCAAACGCUCGCAGCCACUCAUAACCUACAUUCCGCAAUGCCAGAACGGAUCCGUUUUGAUUACGACACGUAGAAGAAGCGCGGCGCUGCAGCUGGUGGAACAGCGCGAUAUAAUUGCAGUCGAGCCUAUGGACAAAAGUGAUGCACUCGCGCUUCUGCAGAAAAAGUUAGGCCAGCAGGAUAGCAGUGAGGAAGUCAUCGAGCUUGCAGCCGUCCUAGAGUUUAUGCCGCUUGCUAUAGUCCAAGCCGCGGCAUAUAUCUCCCAGCGACGGCCCCGUUACUCUGUGCAACAGUACCUUGAAGAUUUCCGAAGGAGCGACCGCAAGAGAACAAGUCUCCUUGACUGUGAAGGAGGACAACUCCGCCGGGACUGGGAGGCCAAGAACUCCAUUAUUAUCACUUGGCAUAUAUCUUUUGACUACAUCCGCCGCAUCAGACCGUCCGCAGCUAGUUUGCUAGCGCUUAUGAGCUUCUACGACCGCCAAGGAAUUCCGGAGGCUCUACUUCGAAGUUGUGCUGAGGAAGAAGUCAGCAAGCAGGGCCAGGACAAGCCCGACAACAACGAUGACGAUUGGGCUGAGGGCGAAGAUAACGCAUCGCAAUUAAGCGCAAGCAAUGGGUUUGAAGACGAUGUUCUGAUGCUACGCGAUUACUCGUUUAUUUCAGUCAAUAUAAAUGGUACAUUGUUUGAAAUGCAUGGGUUAGUCCAGCUAGCAACGCGAAAAUGGCUGGAUGUUCACGGGAAGCUUGAGAAGUGGAAGCAGCAAUUUAUUAGCAACCUUUGCGCAGCGUUUCCGACGGGAAAUUUUGAGAAUUGGGUAGUAUGCCAGGCCUUGUUCCCGCACGCGAUGUCUGCGGCAGCACACCGGCCAGAGAAACCAGGAUCGCUUAGGGAUUGGGGUUCACUACUAUAUAGGGCGGCAUGGUAUGCUUUGGAGAUAGGAAAUUGGGUUGAAGGGGGGAUAUUGUCGGUGCAGGCGAUGGAGGCAAGGAAAAAGACACUAGGUCAAGAUCACGAAGAUACACUCUGGAGCAUGGAAAUGGUAGGCAAUGCAUAUCGUCUCAGGGGCCAAUGGGAUGGAGCGGAAGAGCUAUUUAUGCAAGUGAUGGAGACUCGCAAGAAGAAGCUGGGAGCGGACCAUCCAGACACGCUGACCAGCAUGGCCAAUCUGGCCAUGGCCAAUCUUGCUUUUACCCGAAAAAUGCAGGGCCGUGAUACAGAGGCUAUUAAACUUAUGACUCAGUGUGUGCAGUUAACACGUCACUGUCUCGGCGCGAGUCAUCCAUAUCAUAUCUCUUCCUCAAAGACGCUAGCAGGAUGGGAAGCAGAGGAAGUUGAUCUCUUAAUCGAUCUGAAUCACUUACACAGAGGUUGUUACAUAAGAUGUAUAAGAUAA